Molecule: messenger RNA, 1359 nt
Organism: Penicillium odoratum
Lineage: Eukaryota; Fungi; Ascomycota; Eurotiomycetes; Eurotiales; Aspergillaceae
Product: SNG1 family protein
Exons: 3
Coding region: 1-1359 (452 amino acids)
Cellular component (GO): membrane
Source: RefSeq, a predicted model, not a curated record
AUGUCGGCUGAAACUGAAGAGGCAAGAUCGGAUAGAAAGCAGACUGGUCCACCGGCACCCGUUGGAUUCUUCGACCCUUCAUUGAAUGAAGUGCGGAAGCGCGUGUUCUAUCAAUAUGCUCGAACAGUUUUCAUCCUGUGCGUCUUCGUCUUGGGUGUCCUCUCUAUCUUCUGGGGCUCCCAAUUUACCACCGAAGCCAAAUACCCCAACCUCCAUGUUUGGGUCGUCGACUUCGACGGCCAAGUCGAGCCAUACCUCACCAACGACACCGUCGUCGGACCAGCCGUCAUCAACGUGACCAAGGAAUACGAAUCCUCAUCCAGCCUCCACCUAGGCUACCACUUCAAAUCCGCCGCAGACUUCAACUAUGACCCUUGGGCAGUCCGCCAAGCAGUCUACGACGAACACGCCUACGCCGCCGUCAUAAUCAACCCAAACGCCACCUCCCUCCUCCGCGCCGCAAUGACCACAAACAACAAAACCUACGACCCAACAGGCGCCCUCCAAACAAUAAUUAUCUCCGCCCGCGACGAAGGAACAUAUUACAACUACAUCCUCCCCGACCUAACAAUCCUCCAAUCCCUGAUCCUAUCAUCCUUCGGCCCGCAGUGGACCAGCUCCCUCCUCUCCACAAACACAAACCUAUCCACAAUCCCGCCACAAACCAUAAACCCCGCCAUCGGAUUCACAAACAUAGAUCUCCGCCCCUUCACGCCCGCCGUCGCCGCCCCGGCCGUCUCAAUAGGCCUCAUCUACCUCAUAAUCAUCUCAUUCUUCAACUUCCCCUUCCUAAUGCCCGUUCAUGCCCAAUUCAUCAAACCAGAAGGCCACCCCCCUCUCAAAAUCCCACAUUGGCUUCUCUGGCGCGUUUUAAGCAGUAUAACAGCAUACUUCUUCCUUUCACUCUUCUACUCUCUCGUUUCCCUCGCUUUUCAAAUCCCCUUCUCCAAUUCCCCGGCACCGGACACUGUAUCUGCAAAUAACCCAAAUGCGUACGGGCAUGGCUCGUUUGUGGUUUUCUGGAUGUUGAAUUGGGUGGGGAUGACAGCUCUGGGAAUCCCUUGUGAGAAUAUGGCGAUGGUGCUAGGAUUCCCUUGGAGUUCGUUCUUCUUGAUUUUCUGGGUUAUUACGAAUGUUGCUACGGGCUUUUAUCCGUUGGAUUUGGCGUCAACCUUUUAUCGCUGGGGCUAUGCUUGGCCGUUGCAUCGGAUUGUGGAGGCGCUGAGGACUAUUUUGUUCGGGACUCAUUCGAGGAUUGGGCUGGAUUUCGGGGUUUUGUUCAUUUGGAUUGCCGUUUCGCUCGCAUUCUUCCCCGUUGCUACGCUUAUUAUGCGGUGGAAGAUGAAGCGGGGGCUAUGA